AUGGAUGAAUGUGGCCGCCCUGACAAGGUGGGGAAGCCGCCGGGAAUAGGACUCGAGGACCGCUACAGGCCGAGAUUCCAAUACGCCGCGAGAGAGGAUGCAACGAACGAAGGAACAGAGUAUGCUUCCUCGCCGACACGAGGGAUUGAUAAGGUGACCGAUUUGCGAAAGAACAUGCAUCUGGGCAACAUCUGGUGCUGCACUGUCGUUGAGGACCCUGUCUGA
Molecule: messenger RNA, 225 nt
Organism: Coprinopsis cinerea okayama7#130
Lineage: Eukaryota; Fungi; Basidiomycota; Agaricomycetes; Agaricales; Psathyrellaceae
Exons: 2
Coding region: 1-225 (74 amino acids)
Source: RefSeq, a predicted model, not a curated record